UCCCUUUUAAAGUUUUCUUUUUUUUUUUAAGGCCUUUCGUUUUAUUUCAAAGGUUCAAAGUUGGAACUACAAAACGAACAUUUUUAGGGCUAAAGUUUCUUCCUUUCCUUUUCUUCUUUCUCCUAAAGCUCUAAAAGAUUUUCCAUUUUGCCAAUGGACCCCCGAGACGGUGGAGCAAUUCUUGAAGGUGAAACCCACUAUUUUAGAUCAUCUAACCAUCUAGAAGAUGACAAGUCUCAUCCUCACACGGGAGAUGGAGCCAGCCCUGGCAAAAUUUUUGUAGGAGGUUUAGCGAGAGAGACAAAUUCUGCACAAUUUCUUGAGCAUUUUGGUAAAUAUGGUGAAAUUACGGAUUCUGUGAUAAUGAAGGACCGGAAAACGGGGCAGCCUCGUGGGUUCGGGUUUGUGACUUAUGCUGAGCCUUCUGUAGUUGAUAAAGUCAUUGAGGACACCCAUAAUAUUAAUGGGAAACAAGUAGAGAUUAAGAGAACGAUACCAAAAGGAGCAGCAGGAAGUAAGGAUUUCAAGACUAGGAAGAUUUUUGUUGGUGGAAUUCCUUCAACUGUAUCAGAAGAUGAAUUCAAGGAUUUCUUUUCACAGCAUGGAGAAGUCAAAGAAUACCAAAUCAUGCGGGAUCAUGCCACCAAUCGUUCUCGUGGUUUUGGAUUUAUCACUUUUGAAACGGAGCAAGCAGUUGAUGAUCUCUUGGCCAAAGGAAACAAGAUUGACUUUGCUGGAGCUCAGGUGGAGAUCAAAAGGGCAGAGCCAAAGAAACCGAACCCUCCCCCACCUCCAUCCAAACGAUAUAAUGACUCCAGGACUGCAUAUGGUGGUGGAUCUGGAGAUGCUUAUGGUAGAUACGGAGGUGGUGGAUUUGGUAGUGGUGGUUACAGAUCAAGUGGGGGUUAUGGGGGUCGGUCUGGUGGUUAUGGGGCAUAUGGGGGAGGUGAAUUUGCUGGGUAUGGAGGUUAUGGUGGUGGUGGUAUAGGGCCUUACAGGGGAGAGUCCUCCCUUGGAUACUCAGGUCGUUAUGGAGGAAAUUUUAACAGAGGCUAUGAUGUAGGAGGUGGCUAUGGAGGCCCUGGUGAGUUUUAUGGCGGCUAUGGUGCUGGCACUGCUGGUGGCUAUGGUAGUAGCUAUGACACUGGCCUUGGAGGUGGCUAUGGAAGUGGCUAUGGAGGUGGUGCUGGUGGUGUUGGUGGUGGCGGAAGUUCAUUCUAUGGAAGUCGAGGGGGAUAUAGCGGUGCAGGCAGCGGUCGGUACCAUCCUUAUGGAAGAUAGAAAGAUUGUUGCUGGGAAAAUCUCUUUUGAGGUUAUGAAUGUUGCCUCAGUUUGUACCUUGUAGCUCAUUGUCAUGUCCGUUUUCUUACUUUGGCUUUCUUUCUUGUUCGAGUCUUUUCAUAUUUGAGGUUGAAGGAUUUGAUCAUCCACUUUACCCUUUAAUUUAUAGCUGGACUGUGAGAGCUAAUUGGUCUGAUUUUUGUACUUUUCCAUUGACAUUAACAUGCAAAUCUUGCAAGCUGUAAGAUUGAUUCUUGAAUGAACACAGCAAGCAAAGAAAAAACCCUUUUUUUUUCUUGGAGCUCUUAUUUUCUUUCUGCUCAAUGCCUUUUGCUCCUUUGACA
Durio zibethinus is the source of this 1625-nucleotide messenger RNA. Its product is annotated as RNA-binding (RRM/RBD/RNP motifs) family protein. NCBI's taxonomy places the organism in Eukaryota, Viridiplantae, Streptophyta, Magnoliopsida, Malvales, Malvaceae. Gene Ontology annotation, molecular function: RNA binding. Gene Ontology annotation, biological process: regulation of gene expression. Gene Ontology annotation, cellular component: nucleoplasm; chromatin. The record is from RefSeq and is a predicted model, not a curated record.